Paramuricea clavata is the source of this 1155-nucleotide messenger RNA. The record is from the annotation of a GenBank genome assembly. Lineage: Eukaryota; Metazoa; Cnidaria; Anthozoa; Malacalcyonacea; Plexauridae.
AUGGAAAGAUUCACAAUUAACUCGUUGAUGCCUCAAGUAAUUGACCAACUUGACCCUAAGCAAUUCGCCCUUCCAAACAAAUCAACUACCCAUGCCCUGGUGUACCUUCUCCAUCAAAUUCUUGCUGCCUUAGACAGUGGUCAUAAUUUCAUCAGAUUGUUUUUCGCCGAUUUCAGGAAGGGCUUUGAUUUAGUGGACCAUAGCGUUAUUAUAAACGAACUUGAAAAUCUUAAUGUCCACCCUGUCCUCACUCGCUGGAUUAAAGCGUUCUUGACCAACCGUCAACAAUGUGUCAAAGUGGAUUGCCAUAAAUCCUCAUGGAAAACCACCAACGGAGGUUUACCCCAGGGAACAUGUCUGGGCCCUCUUCUAUUUGCUAUCUUGGUUAACCCAUUAUUAAAGGACUGGAAUGGUCGCCUAAAAUUUGUCGAUGAUACAACAGCAAUGGAAGUAGUCCCAAGGUGCUCUCCUAGUCUAUUGCCUUUAGUUGUUCAAGAAAUCUCAAACUUCUCAUCCGCUCGUGGAAUGGAGCUUAAUCCCAAAAAGUGCAAAGAAAUGAUCAUAAAUUUCCUUCAAUACCGAAUUCCAUGUAAUCAAUCAAUGUUCAUUAAUAGUCAAUGCGUUGAAAGAGUACACAGCUUUAAGAUCUUGGGUGUCUAUCUAUCAGACGAUCUUACCUGGAAUGCCCAUGUUGACCAUAUCUUGAAGAAAGCUAACUCCCGACUCUUUGCCCUCCGUUUAUUGAAGAAAGCAGGCCUGGGUCACACUGAUCUUAUAACCAUCUACUGCUCAGUUAUUCGCUCCGUACUCGAAUACGCAUCUCCAGUAUGGGCAGCUCUUCCCGACUACCUAUCCUCUCAUCUUGAAUCGGUCCAAAAGAGAGCACUUAAGAUUAUAUUCCCUGACAUUUCUUAUUAUGAAGCAUUGCAGUCCUCAAAAAUCAAAACUUUGGAAUGUCGAAGAGAUGAGUUAUGUAGGAGAUUUAUCAACUCAACCCGGAAGAUAGCCUGUAAUAACAAUCCAGUCCAUAACAUAAUUAGACCCUCCCGAUCACUUGGCGAACAUGAUUACUUUUUACGUAGACCAAAUAAUAGUGCAACAGUGAGAACCUUCACUGAACGUUUCGAUAACUUUAUCACUAUUAAAUAUAUGUAA